AUUGUUCCUCGGAAGUUUAAUAAUUAUCAUGCUGUUUAUUAUAUCAAUACGAUUCAGUAGUACAAAGGUUAACAUAAUUUGAACGAUAUCCCCGGGAAAUUAUACAAUACAACCCUCUAAGAUGUCGAAAAUAAUCGGUAUGUAUAAUAUUGAUAUAUCCACGUUCUAAUAUUGUAACUUUGUGGUGAAAUAUGUCGCAAAUUUUCUGUACAAGGCAAUCGGUUUAUUAAUAUAAAAUACAUGUAAUUAAACGAACUCGAUUUACUACGCCCAACGCUUUAGAGUAAAUAUGUUUAUAUUAUCAAAACAAUAGUUAAAAUUAUGUUUUUUUCCUUUUAAAAUUUUCAAUAGUUAACAAUCCUGUCGUCGAAAUGCAAGGGGAUGAGAUGACGAGGUACAAAGAUUUCUUUAAAAUGUCAAUUUAAAACCAUCGAAGCGAUUAUGCAAAUUUACUAUAAAUUUGUAUACAAUUUUCCACAACGUCUGUUUUUGAACAUCUUUUAGCUCUAUAAAGCUAAGAUCUUGUGUAUAAACUAUAAAUAAAAGUAGAUUUUGUAAAAACUAUUAAAAACCCAUCGGAAAAUUUUAUUGUAAAUAAUAUUAUGCAAUACCUAUCAUCAACAUAUGUCUGAGCUGUGAUGUGAUGAUAAAUCAUUAGCACACAUGAUAUAUCAUGAGCACACAAUUUUUUCCUCUAGUGAUGGGUAUGGAUGUUGUUUGUUUGAUUUUCAAAGCAAGCGAUAUCACUGCCCGAAUAAUAUUGCUAUGCUGCCCCUACAGAAUGUCAUUGAACAUCUUUUCUAAUGUCUUUUUCCUGGCAAUUUAGACAAGAAUUCAUGUCUACCUAAGCAGUGUUUCUGCAAGAUGCAUGAAACCAGACAGCUCAUUUCCUGUGCAAACAUAUAAAUCUUUGGACAGUUUUGCACAAAUCAGUCUUUAUGUUUUGGUUUUAUGUUCUAAUUGCAGAAUUAUAUGGGACUUAAUAAAAGAGAAAUUAAUUCUGCCUUACGUGGAUGUCAAAAUAGAAUUCUAUGAUCUUGGAAUUGAAAGUCGAGAUGCAACAAAUGAUCAAAGUAAGUUUUAUUAAGAGAGGCAUUUGAUUCAACCCUUACUGGACCUCUAGGGAGAACUGUUUAGAACUGUUAGCACUAUCCAGUAUAAAUUUCCUCCUGACGUAGUAUAACACUUAAUCAAUAAGGUAUGUAUUACUGGACCUCUAGAGAGAACAGUUUAGAACUGACAGAGCAAUUCAGUAUAAAUAAAGUUAAUUUAACAAUAUUAAUAUUUAUUCAUAGUAACUAUUGAAGCAGCAGAAGCAAUCAGAAGAUGUAACGUUGGCAUAAAAUGUGCAACUAUUACACCAGACGAGAAACGAGUAGAAGGUUGAAAAUAAAAGUGUUGUUGAAGAAUUAACCCAUUGAGCCGCAAUGCACCCCAGUGCAUCCUACUUAUAUUUUUUUACUUGUCUAAUGCCAGACAAAAAAAAAUGGCCAAUGUCUCUAGUUAACCCAUUGCACUGCAUUGCACCCCAGUGUGCCCUACUUAUUUUUUUACUUGUCUAACACCAGACGAUUUUACUUGUCAAUGGGGAAGCUCUGCAGUUUUAUGGGUUAAAUAAUUAAGUUUGUCUUUGUAUAAUUUGCAUGCGGAUGUAUCAUGCAAGUAAAUAGAAUUGAGAAAUUUAGUUUGUUUUUUUCUUCUCCUAUAUGUAUGUGUCAACAUUGACUGUCAAAUUCAACUUCAAAUUUUAUAUUUUUGUCAGAAUUUAAACUCAAGAAGAUGUGGAAGUCGCCAAACGGGACAAUAAGAAAUAUUUUAGGAGGAACCGUUUUUAGAGAACCAAUAUUAUGCAAGAAUAUUCCUCGACUCGUUAAAGGAUGGGAAAAACCAAUAAUCAUCGGACGUCAUGCCCAUGCCGACCAGGUUAGCAUAAGUUGAGUUUUUGUUCGGGUUGUCAGUCGGUUGGUCGUACAAUCAAUGAACCAACUUGCGAGCCAACCAUUGUUACUUAACUUAUUUUUACUCUAUAUUUUCCAGUAUAAAGCAACAGAUUUUGUCGUGCCAGCCUCUGGGAAACUGGAGCUAGUCUAUAGACCUGCAGAUGGCGGAGAAGCUGUCAUUUAUGAAGUUCAUGCUUUUAAGAAUGGCGGUGGUGUUGCCAUGGGGAUGUAUAACACUGAUGAGGUAGAACUCUUGUUAAUUCUUCCUUUGUUUCUGUGUUCCAUCUUUAUUCAUUUCUUCAUUCCUUUCUUCUCUUCCUUUCCUCCUUUCCUUCCCUCUCUUUCUUCACUUUGUUCUUCACAUCUCUCCUUUCUUUCUUUUCAUCUUCCCCCUGUCUACCACAGGUCCUCCUUUCUUCCUUCUUCACCCCCUCUUUCCUUCAUUCCAUUCUUCAUUUCUUUCUUCGUUCCUUUCUUCAUUUCCUCCCCUCCUUUCCUUUCCUCUCUUUCUUCACUUCGUUCUUCUCUCCUUUCUUUCUUUCCAUCUUCCUCCUGUCUACCACAGGUCUUCCUUCUUCACCCCCUCCUUCCUUCAUUCCAUUCUUCGUUCCUUUCUUCAUUUCCUCCCCUCCUUUCUUUUCCUCUCUUUCUUCACUUCGUUCUUCUCUCCUUUCUUUCUUUCCAUCUUCCUUCUCUCUACCUCAGUCCUCCUUUCUUCUUUACUCACUCCUUCCUUCAUUUCUUUUUUUCAUUUCCUCCCUUCUCGUCCCCCCUCCCUUACUUUUCCAUCCUGUGUGUUAAACCCAGGGGUGGAAAAAUAGGCGAGCACUGCUCGCAGGAAAUGUUAAACAGCUGCAGCACAUUUGUUUGAAUGAAGAUUUGCUAUUGACAUUUGAAGGAAACCUUAACACCUAUGUCCCACUAUGGGCGCAACAACAUAUGGUUGACAGACAUUAUUCCUCGAAUUUAAAACCAUGGUCAGCUAGAACACUAUAUGUUUAUGUACAUGCAGAUUUAACACAAAAAUACUCCGUUGGUCUGCAAGAAAUUUUUGUCUCCAAGUUGUGAUACCAGGGAGAAAAUUAUUUUUCCUGCCAUGGUUAAACCCAUUCUCAUCACGAAUCCUUUUCUCUUGCUCUAGUCAAUAAGAGGCUUUGCUCACAGUUCAUUCCAGUUUGCAUUGCAAAGAAACUAUCCACUAUAUAUGAGGUAAGACACUCGUCAACACUUUCACAAUGUUAGCUACAGUAAAAAAAUCUGCAUCAUACGCCGUUUUCCCAAUAGACAAUUCCCAUUAUAGACUAAUUUUAAAACUAGGCAAGGAGAUGCAAAUAAAUCACCACAGCUAGAAAGAGCAUACUAAAAUGAGUAAAAUUGCAAAGUUUGGUUGUAAAAUGCGGAAAAUAUAGCCUUGCAAAGUUUGCCAAUUUUGUCAGUAUACUUUGGUAUUGCGUGCGGAAAUUGCUACCAUUUUCAGCCCAAAUUCUUUCCGGGAAUAUACUUUUUUGCCAAGAUAAAAAAAUUAAUCUAUAAUGAGAAUUGUCUAUUAGAGUCUAACAUAACUAUUAUGAAAAACUUAAUAAAAACAUAUAAGAUUGUUCGAGUUCGAUUAUUUAAUUUAUUUUCUUUGUUACAGUACUAAGAAUACAAUUCUCAAGAAAUAUGAUGGACGAUUUAAAGAUAUCUUUGAAGAGAUAUACAAAAGGUAAAAACAGAUAUAUCUUGCGUCACACAGUCCUUCAGGAACUAAAAUCAUAUAUUUAUAAACAAGUUGUUUAAGAGUGUUGAAGGGUAAAUGUAUGCGGUGUGUUUUAGUGAGUACAAAUCGAAGUUUGAGUCACAAGGUCUGUGGUAUGAACAUCGUUUGAUAGAUGAUAUGGUGGCCUACGCCUUGAAGAGUGAUGGAGGCUUUGUCUGGGCGUGUAAAAAUUACGAUGGUGAUGUACAGUCUGACUCUGUUGCACAAGGUAAGGGAGGGAGCCUUUGGAAAACCUAGGAUGGAAGACAUUUCAUAAAAGAUGCCGUCUUUAUGUAUAAAAUACUGAAUCACCACACCGCCCCAAAUCUCAAAAAACUGUUCAAUAAAUGGGUUAGUCGCGCUUUAAAUAAAGUUUUACAUACAUACGUAUUUAUAUUCAUGACUAUUACCACUGAUAUCGAAGAAACUAGACUCAGUUCCGAAAUAUCGCAUACACGAACCGACCUGACUGCGUAGCUCAGUUGGCAGAGCAUUGGGCUAGUAUUCCAAAGGUCGUAGGUUCGAUUCCCACCGUGGCCAGGCAUAUUUUUCAAGCCUGCCCGGUGUGGAUAUACACUCAGAGUAAGCAUCUUAUUCACCCCAUCACACAAGCAUCUUAUUCACCUGAGUACAAUACACCAACACAGCAAAUCUCAAAAGUUCCAACUAUCUUCAGGUUACGGAUCACUGGGACUUAUGACGAGUGUUCUAGUGUGCCCGGAUGGUAAAACAGUGGAGUCUGAAGCAGCUCACGGCACUGUCACACGUCACUAUCGCAUGCAUCAACAGGGGAAGGAAACGUCCACUAAUCCUGUGGGUAAGUCGCGCACAUUGUGCAAAUAAGAUUCCUUCAAAUUGUGAUUCAUUGCGAUUCCGUUUUUCUAUAGCAUCUAUCUUCGCAUGGACGAGGGGCUUGCAACAUCGUGCUAAGCUUGAUGGCGAGUAUUUGUUUAUUUUGUAACGUUGAAGUUUUUGUUCCUUGAUGGUCGACAACCUUUUGGAAGAACAGUUAGAGCUAUCCAGUAUAAAUAAAGUUAGUUUAGUUUAGGUUUCCUCCUCUUGUAACACUGGAUCAAUAAGAGAUGAUCCUUACUGGACCUCUAGGAAGAACAGUUUAGAACUGAUAGAGCUAUCCAGUAUAAAUAAAGUUAGUUUAGUUUAGGUUUCCUCCUGUAGUAACACUGGAGCAAUAAGAGAUGAUCCUUACUGGACCUCUAUGAAGAACAGUUUAGGACUGAUAGAGCUAUACAGUAUAAAUAAAGUUAGUUUAGUUUAGGUUUCCUCCUCUAGUAACUGAAUCAAUAAGAGAUGAUCCUUAUACUGGACGUCUAGGGAGAACAAUUUAGAACUGAUAGAGCUAUCCAGUAUAAAUAAAGUUAGUUUAGUUUAGGUUUCCUCCUGUAGUAACACUGGAUCAAUAAGAGAUGAUCCUUACUGGACCUCUAGGGAGAACAGAACUGAUAGAGCUAUUCAGUAUAAAUAAAGUUAGUUAAUUUAGAUGACUGUUUUUAUUUCUUAGCUAACAACGCAUUGAAGAAUUUCUGUGUGACGUUAGAGGAGGCAUGCGUGGAGACGAUUGAAUCAGGUUUUAUGACAAAAGAUUUAGCAGGAUGUAUUAAAGGCAUUCAGAACGUCAUUCGAUCGGAUUAUCUCAAUACUUUCGAGUUCUUGGACAAAAUAUCAUCCGCAUUAAAAAAUAAGCUGGCUAAAAGUAAUUUAUAAUGAGAAAUUUAGAAAUUUUAACCAUCGAAAAUAUAGUAUAAUGACUUGUGAUUUUAUGAACACCGAAAUUUUACGCGCAGCCAACUUUAUCGUGGUAAGGUUCAGAAAUUUUAUCCACUUGCACCAUUUUUAUGCAUACAUGGUUAGCAAUUAAACAUAAUAGACAGUAUGAAUAUGAUAGUUUUAAAUGUAAUUAAUCCGCUGAAAUUAUGAUGAAUAUAUAUUGAUUUCAUGUGAUCUUUUUGUUGGUCAAAUUGUGCUUUAUAUACAUUAUUCCGCAGUUAAUAGAAGAAAUGGUUUGGAGACUCAUUAGAAUAACAAUAUUACCAAUAUAACUCAUCAUCUAUGUUAGUCAACGUUUAUGCAAAAAUAUGAUCGUCACGUUUUGCCCAACUAACCAAUAGCAAUGUUUUAGGAAAGUUAGUAAUCUGUGACUAACUUAAAAAUUGCUGUUGGUGGAUUUGGCAAAAAUAUGAAAAACGCAUGUGACAAGACAAUGAUUUAUGAAGGACCAUAUAUUUUUGCACAAGUUUCCUCUGACGAGUUUCCAAACUAUCUCCUCCAGUUUACUGUAAAUUGUUCAACUAAAUUUUACACUAUAUUACAAUAUAUGUGUUAGGUCAUGUCUUGAUCCAUGCCAAGCCAUAAUAUAAUAUAAAGAAUACAGUCACAAGUCCUAGCACCAUAUAACACAUGCACUUCCUGUCUGAGCCAGCUGCUGUGAUCACUUUCUGUAGUCUCUGUGCGCUGCCUUUGAGUAAACCUCCUGCACUGCCAAACUGGUCAUCCUAUGGUGGAAAUAGGAGGUUAUGAUGGUAGU
Paramuricea clavata is the source of this 6220-nucleotide messenger RNA. The record is from the annotation of a GenBank genome assembly. Lineage: Eukaryota; Metazoa; Cnidaria; Anthozoa; Malacalcyonacea; Plexauridae.